UGAUACUCUUCAAGUCAGUUUACCCGCGCGGCUUAUCUCUUUAAUAACAAGGAUAUUCCUGUUUGAGUGUGUAUGUGUGCGCGUGCAGAUGUGAUGAUCUUAAAGUUUCAAUAUUGCGUCAGCACAAUAAUGUCAACGCGAUGUCUGAAGUCUGUGUAGGAAACGCUGUGCUGAAGAAAUACGAGAGCAUCACAACUACAGCUUCGUGGACCACGGGCGUGAUCAAAUGUGUAGUGCCAGGGUAGUAACUAGUGUAGGGCUAAUGACCAGGUAAUAUAAGGUAUCCGAAACCUAUCACGAGUAUCACAAAUAUUUUCUAUAUGGAAUCCAAAAUAAUCUGGAAAACAUCACCUAUACUCUUGGUCAGUGCAUCCAAUAUAUAUAUAUAUAUAUAUAUAUAUAUAUAUAUAUAUUUUUGUGUAUAUUCGCAAAGACAUUUUUAUAAUCAAUUUUUAUUGGGGCGUAGAUCCUUCCGUAAUUGUUUGAAAUAUAAUCCAUUUAUAUUGGGGAUCUAGGUCAUUCCGUAAUUGUUUUAAAAAACAAAAAACGAACGAAAUGAAACAGAAUGACCGCCUGAGAAUCUCCUCAUUGCUCCAAUCACUAUUUCAGAUAUUACUCAAUUUUUUGAAUUUUUUUUUUUUUUAAAUUGUACAAUUUCUUAACAAUUCCUUAUAAGUUGAAUAUUUUUAAUCCUUUUAUACAAUAUGAACAUGAAAAUUUGUUGAUAUUUUUUUUCAUUUCCUCAAAAAAAAAAAAAAAAAAAAAAACACCGUUAUAUCAAACAACACUGACAGUAUCAACUUUGACAUUUUAACCUUUCAAUGCCGUACCUGGUGUCAGGAUGUGCUUGAGACAUAUGCCAUUAUCAUCAUUAGAUGCAUACACAAAUUGCUGGUGUCAGGAUGUGUUUGAGGCAUAUGCCAUUAUUAUCAUUAGAUGCAUACACAAAUAGCUGGUGUCAGGAUGUGAAUGAGGCAUAUGCCAUUAUUAUCAUUAGAUGCAUACACAAAUAGCUGGUGUCAGGAUGUGCUUGAGGCAUAUACCAUUAUUAUCAUUAGAUGCAUACACAAAUAGCUGGUGUCAGGAUGUGAAUGAGGCAUAUGCCAUUAUCAUCACUAGAGACACGCUCAGACUCCCGUUCCUGGCCACGGUCUCUUAACGUUGUUGUUGGUUUAAAGCAACAAUGGUUUCAGCGUCACGAGUUCAUGCAAGUUUCUUAUUCUGUGCCAUUCAUCUCCUGGCAGCCUUUGUAUCUGUCCGUGUUCGAUGAUGUCUGUGCUUCUUUCUUGAACCUAAUAACUUAUUUUAAAAAAAUAUUUUAAAAACCAUUUUAAGAUUUAAAUUAUAACGAUUCCUCUGUUAAAAAAAUAAUAAAAACAAUUUUUAAAAGUUUACUGAAGUGAUGUCACAAUAUAUAAUAUAUGUGACAGCGGUCUUAUCCCGCACCCCCCUACCCCUUAUUCCAACCCAAUAUUUCUUGAUCUGUUUCCUGUGCUCUGUUCCAUGUGAUAUUUUCAUUUGUCCUGUGCGCCGAGGAAGCCUCUACGCCGAAACGUUCCAAUCUUAUUGGCCUGUCCUUGAAUUCAAGCCUCCACAGACCCCGUUCUGCUAUUUCAUUCAAAGUCAUAAACGUUGUCACAUCAAACAUCCGACCCCUUUACACAGCGCGCAAUUGUUAAUAAGAUAGGAUAAUGCAAGAUAAGAUAGUGCAAGAUAAGAUAAGAUAAUACAAGAUAAGAUAAGAUUCUUUAUUUAUCCAAAGAAAUGGAAUUUUUAAAAAUUACAUUUUACAUAUUCAAUUUCAGCUUCAUAUAUUAAUACACUUAUUAAAAAAAAAGACAGCAUUUUACAAUGAUAACAACUAAAACACAAGACAUCUAAAGUAUUUCUCUAGCGUAGAAAUAAGCCACAAAGAAAAUCCUAUAGUAAAGUGACAGUAAUGACUUAAUUAGUGACCAUUUAGAAUUGGUGGCCGGCGCGGGAGGGGGGGGGAGGGGGUGUACUGUGGUAAAUUCGUUCAGACUGGUGGAAAAGAAAUGCAUAACUAUCGGUCCUAAACUUAAGAAAAAGAAUGCGUACUGAUCAAACUGAUCUCAGGUAUCUGUGAUGAAGUGGGUGGUAUGUGAUCUGAGGUUUCUGUGAUGAAGUGGGUUGUAUGUGAUAUAAGGUCUCUGCGAUGAAGUGGGUUGUAUGUGAUCUUAGGUCUCUGUGAUGAAGUGGGUUGUAUGUGAUCUUAGGUAUCUGUGAUGAAGUGGGUCUUAUGUCAUCUUAGGUCUCUUUGAUGAAGUGGGUUGUAUGUGAUCUUAGAUCUCUGUGAUGAAGUGGGUUGUAUGUGAUCUUAGGUGUCUGUGAUGAAGUGGGUGGUAUGUGAUCUUGGGUCUCUGUGAUGAAGUGAGUUGUAUGUGAUCUUAGGUCUCUGUGAUGAAGUGGGUUGUAUGUGAUCUUAGGUCUCUGUGAUGAAGUGGGUUGUAUGUGAUCUUAGGUCUCUGUGAUGAAGUGGGUUGUAUGUGAUCUUAGGUCUCUGUGAUGAAGUGAGUUGUAUGUGAUCUUAGGUCUCUGUGAUGAAGUGGGUGGUAUGUGAUCUUAGGUCUCUGUGAUGAAGUGGGUGGUAUGUGAUCUUAGGUCUCUGUGAUGAAGUGAGUAUCUAUGAUGAAGUGGGUGGUAUGUGAUCUUAGAUCUCUGUGAUCUCUGUGAUGAAGUGGGUUGUAUGUGAUCUUAGGUCUCUGUGAUGAAGUGGGUGGUAUGUGAUCUUAGAUCUCUGUGAUGAAGUGGGUUGUAUGUGAUCUUAGGUGUCUGUGAUGAAGUGGGUGGUAUGUGAUCUUGGGUCUCUGUGAUGAAGUGGGUUGUAUGUGAUCUUAGGUCUCUGUGAUGAAGUGGGUUAUAUGUGAUCUUAGGUCUCUGCGAUGAAGUGGGUUGUAUGUGAUCUUAGGUCUCUGCGAUGAAGUGAGUUGUAUGUGAUCUUAGGUCUCUGUGAUGAAGUGGGUGGUAUGUGAUCUUAGGUAUCUGUGAUGAAGUUGGUGGUAUGUGAUCUUAGAUCUCUGUGAUGAAGUGGGUUGUAUGUGAUCUUAGGUCUCUGUGAUGAAGUGGGUUGUAUGUGAUCUUAGAUCUCUGUGAUGAAGUGGGUUGUAUGUGAUCUUAGGUCUCUGUGAUGAAGUGGGUUGUAUGUGAUCUUAGAUCUCUGUGUUGAAGUGGGUUGUAUGUGAUCUUAGGUGUCUGUGAUGAAGUGGGUGGUAUGUGAUCUUGGGUCUCUGUGAUGAAGUGGGUUGUAUGUGAUCUUAGGUGUCUGUGAUGAAGUGGGUUGUAUGUGAUCUAAGGUCUCUGCGAUGAAGUGGGUUGCAUGUGAUCUUAGGUCUCUGCGAUGAAGUGGGUUGUAUGUGAUCUUAGGUCUCUGUGAUGAAGUGGGUUGUAUGUGAUCUUAGGUCUCUGUGAUGAAGUGGGUUGUAUGUGAUCUUAGGUAUCUGUGAUGAAGUGGGUCUUAUGUGAUCUUAGGUCUCUUUGAUGAAGUGGGUGGUAUGUGAUCUUAGGUCUCUGUGAUGAAGUGGGUUGUAUGUGAUCUUAGGUCUCUGUGAUGAAGUGGGUUGUAUGUGAUCUUAGGUCUCUGUGAUGAAGUGGGUUGUAUGUGAUAUGAUGUUUCUGUGAUGAAGUGGGUUGUAUGUGAUCUUAGGUCUCUGUGAUGAAGUGGGUUGUAUGUGAUCUUAGGUCUCUGUGAUGAAGUGGCUGGUAUGUGAUCUCAGUUAUCUGCGAUGAAGUGGGUUGUAUGUAAUCUUAGAUCUCACAUCCGGGCCCGCGACGUCAUUUUAUCCGGCCCGCGAAGGGCAACAGUGAUUUUGGAGUCACGGAUGAGUUGUUUCAUUGACAUAGUGUGCAUGCAACAACCUGGCAGAGAGCUUGUCACCGAGAGCGCAGCACCUCAUUUAUGAUGAGAUAAAUCAAUGGCUCAGUGUUAUUUCAAUUUGACAAAUCUAAAGUACAUGACAACAGAUGGUGAUAAAACAGGAGCGGGUGAAGGGCAAGGCUAAUCUAGGCAAAUGUACAAGGGCCUUGAAAUGUGUUGGCUGUUCCAAGCCUAGGGUUCUUUAUUGGAUUAUUCAACUCGCACUGAGGGGAAAUAUUUGGAACCAUAUUCACUACUGUCAGGUGACUCAGGUAUGUGGCACACUUAUGUCAGUUGGAUCAUUUGAGUGACACACUUCUGUCGGUUGGAUCAGUUGUGUGACACACUUCUGUCACGGUGGAUCAGUUGUGUGACACACGUCUGUCACGGUGGAUCAGUUGAGUGACACACUUUAAUCAGGUGGAUCAGUUGAGUGACACACUUCUGUCUAGAUUGAUCAGGUUUGUGAUACACUCCUGUCAGGUGGAUCAGGCUUGUGAUACACUUCUGUCAUGUGGAUCAGGUUUGUGAUACACUUCUGUCACGGUGGAUCAGGUUUGUGAUACACUUCUUUCAGGUGGAUCAGGUUUGUGACACACUUCUGUCACGGUGGAUCAGGUUUGUGACACACUUCUGUAACAUUGGAUCAGGUUUGUGAUACACUUCUGUCAGGUGGAUCAGGUUUGUGAUACACUUCUUUCAGGUGGAUCAGGUUUGUGACACACUUCUGUCACGGUGGAUCAGGUUUGUGACACACUUCUGUAACAGUGGAUCAGGUUUGUGACACACUUCUGUCAGGUGGAUCAGGUUUAUGAUACACUUCUUUCAGGUGGAUCAGGUUUGUGAUACACUUCUGUCACGAUUGAUCAGGUUUGUGAUACACUUCUGUCACGGUGGAUCAAGUUUGUGACACACUUCUGUCAGGUGGAUCAGGUUUAUGAUACACUUCUGUCAGGUGGAUCAGGUUUGUGACACACUUCUUUCAGGUGGAUCAGGUUUGUGACACACUUCUGUCAGGUGGAUCAGGUUUGUGACACACUUUUCUGUCAGGUGGAUCAGGUUUGUGACACACUUUUCUGUCAGGUGGAUCAGGUUUGUGAUACACUUCUGUCAGGUGGAUCAGGUUUGUGACACACUUUUCUGUCAGGUGGAUCAGGUUUGUGACACACUUCUGUCAGGUGAAUCAGGUUUGUGAUACACUUCUGUCCCGCUUGAUCAGGUUUGUGAUACACUUAUGUCACGGUGGAUCAGGUUUGUGAUACACUUCUGUCACGGUGGAUCAGGUUUGUGAUACACUUCUGUCACGGUGGAUCAGGUUUGUGAUACACUUCUGUCACGAUUGAUCAGGUUUGCGAUACACUACUGUCACGGUGGAUCAGGUUUGUGAUACACUUCUGUCACGGUAGAUCAGGUUUGUGACACACUUCUGUCAGGUGGAUCAGGUUUGUGACACACUUCUGUCAGGUAGUCUAGCAUCGAAUCUAAAAACACAACACGUAUAGUCUAGCAUCGAAAUUAUCUGAGGUAUACAAUAAAAUCAUGAAAUGUAUAAGACGUAUUCAACCCCUGGUCCGUGGGCCACAUUCGGCCCCCCCCCCCUUUUUUUACCUGAAUUUCCUGCCGGUCUGCGACAAAAUUUAUUACAUCUAAACUCAAGAUUAGCCAGGAUAAUUGUACCAGAGCUUUCUAUGAUGAAACCAUUUUAGACCUCCCAAAGAAUUAUUCUAAUUUCUUGUAUUCAGAGAAUUUUGGUAAAGCGACUUUUAGAUAGAGAAAACUUUUCAAUUUUUUGAAGACACAAAAAAUGUCUAAAAUUUCGGCGUCCGCGGAAAAUUCUCUUCGCCAUAUAAGUCAUUAUUUAAAAUGAUUUUAUCAUAAUUACUGGGAAUCGAUAAUCGUGGUUUAAUAAGGUGUUCUCUGGGCGAAAGUCCCUUCAUGGAAAGUGUGCACUCAAGCCUUCUUAUAAUCCUCGCAAACUUUUUACCACAAAAUGGGGUUUGUAAUUUCUAAGACCAUAAGAAAACGUCACGUGGCAUUACGUAAUUUUACUAUUUUUAGGCAAUGUUUUCGUAAAUUAUAGUUUCUUAACAUGUAUUUCCGCUUAAACAUAGCAGUGACAGUAUUUAUUUAGCAAAGUGUACGUAAUAUAAUGUUGUGAGCACGUUCCUGCCUAGGUUAAGGCUGACGUCAAAGUAGAAUUACCGAACAGCUGUUGAGAUAUUGGCCAAACGGAGUACCAGGAUAUUUUAUUAAUAUUUUAAUGAGAUUGGCCAGACUUAAUGCCCGGAUGUUCAAUUAAUAGAUUUCCGCCAUUAAAUGAAAACCUUACAGAGUUACAUUUCUGAACUAAUCUGGCGCGCAUGGACAUCUGCCUCCCCCCCCCCCCCCCCCCCCCCCGCCCCAAAGGCACACCCCCCUCUUUUUCAUUUCUACUGCUUCACUGAUCAACCUUGUUGGUGAUUUCUUAAACUCAUAUUUCUACAUUUAUUUAAUGAAAACAACAACAACAACAAAAAACAAACAACAAAGAACAUUGGAAAAGGAUACUUUGUCAGGCGUGACAAGGUUUAUAGACAAAACAAGUAGGGGGUAUUUGGCUGAACCCUGCAAGGUUUCUAAUGGGUCUUAGUCAUGUCACAGCCAAUGUCAUGUCACGACUCAUGUCAUGUCAAAAAAACCCAUGUCAUGCCAAGACUUAUGUCAUGUCACGACUCAUGUCACGACAAUACUCAUGUCAUGGCUAGACUCAUGUCAUGGCUAGACUCAUCUCAUGGCUAGACUCAUGUCAUGUCGCGACUCAUGUCAUGUCGUGACUCAUGUUCUGGUUCUGUUCUGUUUCUGGUAAUGUUUCGUUGCUGCAUCCAUGCACUGACAUUUUUUGCAACGGUUGAGGGUAUGAUGUUGCUAUUCUAAUAGCUCCUGACUGAUGCGAGGGCAGCCUUGAAGCUUUCGACUGAUGUCGAGUUCACAGUUGCAUCGUUCAGGUUGUUCCAUGCUAUUAUUGUUCGUGGAAAGAAAGAUUGUUGAUACUGCAACUGUGUUGCACUGAGGCACUUUGAAGCAUUUGCUAUUGUUUCUGGUGUAAUUAUUUAUGGGAAUGUCAGUGGUGAAAUCAGUGACCAGAAAGCGUUUUGCUCUGAUCAGUCUACCCAGCUUCUGUGGGGUGAGGUAUGUGCCUGUUGGGAUGGCCGGCACCAGUCCCAUGAUCACUUUAUAUAAGAAUGUCAGGCGGAGUCCCUCUUGUCUGUCUUUAAGGAGGGGGGGGGGGAAUGUCAAAUCUUUUUAAGCGGCCCGUGACGAAGCCAGGAGUGGUGGAUUUGUAGUCGCGAGAUAUAAAACGCACCGCGUUUCGUUGAAUUCGCUCCAUCGUGUCCACGUCUUGCUUAAGGUGUGGGUACCAGAUGAUCGCACCAUAUUCCCGUAGUGGACGGACGAGUGUGAGAUAGGCAUUCCGUUUGCAGGAAGUUGGGCAGUGGCGCAAAUUUCUUCGGAUGAAACCAAGGGUGGAGUUGACUUUUAAAAAAAAAAAAUUUUAUAUGUCAUGUCACGACUCAUGUCAUGUCACAACCCAUGUUAUGUCGCGACCCAUAUCAUGUCGCGACUUAUGUCCUUUUCAAGAAUGACAAAACGUAUUUCUAUUCUCCAGUCCACGGAGUCGUUUCCAGGCUGCUGUUUCUAUCCUUCACAUUAUUGUCCACACUUCUCCUAUGCGCACUAAGUAGAUACAACGUUAUUGCCUAGUGUAACAAAAGUGUAAUCUUAAGCAGAGUACAAUAUUUAAAAAUGUUAAUAUAUAUAUAUUUUUUUUUUAAAUUUAUGAUAGCACUUAACAAUACUUUAAUACUCCAGCGCUUCUCAAUGAGCUGGAUCUCGGACCGCAGCUGCUUAUCGAGCCCCAACAGCCGUCAAUUCGCACACAAAAAUAAUGACCACUUUAAUGAAGAUCGAAGACUUUUCAAAUAAUAAAAGAAGUCGCUCACUCGUUUCAGCUGCGAUAGGGAUAAGUAACUGCCUGCCGGUACCGUCGGGCCAAAAGUUUGGGAAGCGCUGCACGACGUUUUAAUUGCUUUAUUGGACAGGAAGCAAUGCACUUCUUAGUUUCUUGAUCCGACUCGAGUGGCGGCUGAAUGAAGGUCAGGUGCACUGACGAUGACGUCAAUUCUCGUAAUGACAUCUCUUAAUGUUGCGCAGAAAAAUAAAAGACAAAAAAAAGAGGAGUGGGGAUUGAGCAGUGGCGGCCCCCCCAAAAAAGUGAACUUUUAAUAUAUUAUAUGUGUGUGCGUGUAAUGUCUAACAGCACCAGUAUUGACUUUAAAAUGAACAGUUUGUACCUGGCCAUGUUCCAGAAUGUCGCAGUGGCUCAAUUUCGGCCUACUCGUAGCGUAUCUGGCGUCGGUGGGGACCUGCCGGGCCCAUUCCUUCUGUCACUACGCCUGUGAUGUGCCGCAGCAACAAACCGAGGAGGUCAGCCAGUUGUUCCAGGUCAUGUGCGGGUGCCUGAACGGUAUGUACGCCCCCCUAAUGUUUCACUUUUUCCACCCCCAAUUUUUUUUUUUUUUUUAAAACUCGCACCUUAUAAAGGGACUUCGCGCAUCCACACAGAAUUCACCCAGGCCCAGUUUAACCGUUAGGCGAACUAGGCGGCAUAAUUAUGUGCGGGUGCCUGAACGGUAUGUGCGCCCCCCUAAUGUUUCACUUUUUCCACCCCCAAUUUUUUUUUUUUUUUAAAACUCGCACCUUAUAAAGGGACUUCGCGCAUCCACACAGAAUUCACCCAGGCCCGGUUUAACCGUUAGGCGAACUAGGCGGCAUAAUUAAUUUGUUGCCAUGGGCGUGGGGGGCGCAGUGUGACAGGUUCGCCUAGGGUGCCAAAUACUCUGGCGCCGGCCCUGACUACACCCACCUGGUUAUUUUAUUUGAAAUUAUCGCUUUUUAAAUCAUUCAUAUUAAACCUCGCUUUUGCGUGUUUAGGGCAAAAUCUUUGGACGGCUAAUUGACCCAUUUCCCGUUAACCUAACGAGCUGAAAAUUCGCACAUAGGCUCCUUGUCAAUAACAACACACUCUUUUAAAUUUUCAGCCCAAAACUCAAAGCCCCCACCCCCAAAAAUAAGUUUUUCCUGUUUUUCAAGGAAGGUGGGGGAAAUAUGAUGACACUGAUUACAUGAAAUAAAAUGCCUGAUAGCUGCGUAUUAGAGAUUAUUUUUAAAACAUAUAUCGCAAGUGCGUUUGGUGCGUAAUAUUUUAUUUUGUUUUUCUGAAAUAGUUGGUGACAUAAAUAUACGGUGUAAAAGAGGAUGGAAAUUUAGAAUAUUAAGAUUAAAUACAAUAAUUUUAAAAAUGCAUAGAAAGUGUUUUACAAAAAAAUUGGUUUUAAGGGUUGUUUAAAUUUAAAAAAAAAUAGUUAUAAAUAGAGAUAACGCCUGCUAGGUCGGGAAAUAUGUCUACGAUAAUUCAAUGGGUUGACAUUGUCCGCCAUUUUGAAACGAUCUUCGCGGUGAUUUAAGAAAAAGGAAAAUCAAAGUUUGAUUUUUUAAAUAUUCCAUUUUUUUUUGUAAUGCAUGAUUCCACACAAGAUAGACUAGAUACACAAGAUAGACUAGAUACACAAGAUAGACUCGAUACAUUAUUUAAAAAUUUUACCAGUCACAAACAUUAGAGUUAAGUCAAUGAAUAAUAUUAUUUUUUUUAAACACAAACAUUUUUGGUUCACAAAAAUUAAACACACUUCAAAAAAAAUAAAUUAAAAAAAAGAAAAUACAUAUAUGUAUUUUUUUUCUCCAGAAAAUAUGCCCCCCAAGUAUGACCUAUUAUUAGACAUGGGGCCUGAUGACAAGUACCUGAGUGUCCAGCCCUUCGCCGCCACAACACAGAAACCGCCGCCGAGCACGACAGACAUCUGUGACUUGCUGUGCUCCAUCCAGAUCGGCGGUGACGCGUGCCUAUGCGGCAACCCCAGCCUACCCGGAAAGUGAGCUGGGCCGUGGCAGUAAUACGUUCACUUGUUCAAGAAGAGUGGGGUAUCUCGCUGGUAGCAGAGAUAUCUCUGCAUUUCUGAAGUGCUAGGAAGAUAGUUUUUAAAAAAAAGACGAAAAAACUGUGAGCAAAUGACAAUAAAAUCUCUGUAUAUAUCACGUGAUAACUUCAGCUUAUAAUUUUACAGUUAUUAUUUCAGUUCACUUCAAGAAUGUUGCAAUUUUUAUUUUGGUUUGGAAUCUAUUGAAAUAAACUAGAAUAGAUGGAGGGCCUU
Lymnaea stagnalis (great pond snail) is the source of this 10122-nucleotide messenger RNA. The record is from the annotation of a GenBank genome assembly. NCBI's taxonomy places the organism in Eukaryota, Metazoa, Mollusca, Gastropoda, Lymnaeidae.